CGAGCCGGGCGCCGCGCGGUCACCUGCUCCUGCCGCUUGUUCCCGGCCGGUGUCGGCCUGCCUGGUACGGCCCCCGCCGAGCCCGGAGCAAAGGGACAAGCCGGGCCGAGGCGGGCGGGUAGCGCCCCCUGGCGGCGAGGGAGGCGCUGACGCCGCGGGCGCGGCCGCGUGUCUCCCACAGGUCCCCGGCUCGGCGCGGCCAUGGCGGACGCGGCGCAGAACGGGCCAGUGCAGGGCGGCGCCGGCGGCGGAGCCGUGCAAUUUCUUAUGACCAACAAAUUAGACACAGCAAUGUGGAUUUCCCGUUUGUUCACAGUUUACUGUUCAGCUUUAUUUGUCUUGCCUCUCCUGGGGUUGCAUGAAGCAGCUAGUUUUUAUCAGCGUGCCUUGCUGGCAAACGCUCUUACCAGUGCUCUUCGCUUACACCAGAGGUUGCCACACUUUCAGCUCAGCAGGGCAUUCCUGGCUCAGGCUUUGUUAGAAGACAGCUGCCACUACCUAUUAUAUUCUCUCAUCUUUGUUAAUUCUUACCCUGUUACGAUGAGUAUUUUCCCAGUUUUGCUGUUUUCUUUGCUUCAUGCUGCCACUUAUACAAAGAAAGUUCUUGAUGCGAGAGGUUCAAAUAGCUUCCCCUUUCUGAGAAAUCUCUUAGACAAGCUAAAUGCUAAUCAGCAGAAUAUUCUAAAAUUCAUUGCUUGCAAUGAAAUUUUCCUGAUGCCAGCCACAGUUUUUAUGCUUUUCAGUGGCCAGGGAAGCCUGCUUCAGCCCUUCAUUUACUAUCGAUUUCUUACACUGCGUUAUUCCUCCCGUAGAAAUCCAUAUUGUCGGACUCUGUUCACAGAGCUGAGAAUCGUUGUUGAACAUCUAAUAAUGAAACCUUCAUGCCCUGUUUUUAUAAGAAGACUCUGUCUCAGCAGCAUUGCCUUUAUAAGCAGACUGGCACCAACAGUUGCAUAGUUAACUUCCAGAAGAAUGCGUGUGUAUUGUGAACACUUUGAGCAGUUGGCACUUCUGCUGGUUAUAAAUUCCAGAUUUUACACUGAUCCUAUUCCAGGUUGUAUAAAAAAUGUGCAUAAGCUUCCCUCUGCUCCAAUUUAUUGUCUUACAAGCAACUCUUAAAUUUCUAAAAAUUAUGCUAUAUUGCUAACUGGUGAAAAUGUGUGCAUCUUGGCUAAAAUAUUUUUCAGGUGAAAUAGCCCAAUCACAGGAUGUCUUUCAAAAUAUGGCUAACAGUUGUGUUUUAUUUCAACUUUAUCUGCUGGAAGGAAAUAGUUUUUGAGUAUCUGAGUCAGCUCCAUAGCUACUGUAAGUUGAUCCAAAAAGUAGCUUAGUUUUCAGUGAAUAGCAAUUCACAACAUACUUGUGCAGUACACUAUGAACAGUAUUCUUUCAUUCCCAGCACACCUUAACUUGCUCAAUAUAAAUCAAACAUGGCUGGCUUAAAAUGUGAGGGCAGGCUUAAAAAUCUAGCUGUGAUGUUGCAGUCUUUGGGGAAGAGCCUGUUCUUUUUAUAAAAGUGAACACAUGGUAGUGAUUAACUGAGAAUUUUUUUUCAUAGCUUGUAGCUGGGAGAGCUCUUAAAGUUCUGUCCACACUGUCUCUUUACAAGAUAUGGCUUUGCCACCAUUAAUGAGGUUGGUAAUCCAACAGGUUUUUAUUUUUAAAAUAAAAAUGCAGUGCUUUUAAAGUCCUAUCAAUCUCUAAAGUAAAAAUCAUGCACUGAUUUACUACUCUUUUCCAGAACCUCUACAAGUAUAUCUACACAAGAACCUGAAAGUAGGAUUAGUUACUGUAGCUACUUUUCCCCCUCCCCUCCCUGCCAAGAAAACUAAUUUGCAACUAGCACUACAUGCAGCUUCUUUUUCUUUUUCCUCUUCUAGUUCCUGAGACCUGUUGAAAUGGGGAGUUCACACAAAUCAUUGCACCUGUUUGAAUACUUAUUAAAACAAACUGCUGUAGAGCAAAUUUAGUAUAAAUCCACAUGACUUUGCUGAUUGGGAGGGAGAACACUCGGUGACUAGAGACCUAUAUUAACAUUGGGUGUGGAUUAUGCAUGUACCUAGCAUAUUUUGCUAUCUAAUGGUAGCUCGUGGAAAAACAAUACUGUCUGAACUGAGCUUGUUUCCUGAAAGGGGAAUUGGGCACAGUAUGUAAUUUUAGUUGUAAGGAAGUUAGAUGCUACUCUUUUGGGGUUUCUCUAAACUCCCUUACUGUCCUUUUACCACUAUUUUAUGGUCAGUUCAGACCUCCUAUUUAAAUCUUUUGGAACACCUGUUCGUAAAGCAGAACACUUUCCUGUAACUAGAUAGCUUCCUUCCAUGUGAUGUGGAUGUAAUUUAGCCUUCACUGUUGCAUUCAUUUAGCCUCUUUGUCAAGCUAUGCAUCUGUACAUUUUUGUUUUGGUUUUUUUGUGCUUAAUUUUUAGGUACUGACAAAGGAGAUGCUUAGUAGGGUGAUUCUAUUGGAUAUUUUCAUCCUAAUGUUCUUAAAAAUAAUUGGCUAUUUAUGGAAACUUUGCACACUGCUAAAGUAACUGUAUGCAGUACUAUUGUACAGCUGCUGAUAUUUGCAAUUAACCUCACAAUCUGUAUAUCUUGUAAUUUGAGGGUUUUAUAAAAAAACUACAAUUUCUACAGCAAUAAAACAAAUGUCAAAAAAGUA
This is a messenger RNA of Gavialis gangeticus (Gharial), 2661 nucleotides long. RefSeq names its product transmembrane protein 33 (gene TMEM33). Gene Ontology annotation, cellular component: membrane; endoplasmic reticulum. Bases 202 to 957 code for a protein of 251 amino acids. The record is from RefSeq and is a predicted model, not a curated record. NCBI's taxonomy places the organism in Eukaryota, Metazoa, Chordata, Crocodylia, Gavialidae. Gene Ontology annotation, biological process: membrane organization; endoplasmic reticulum tubular network organization. The transcript is spliced from 7 exons.